Protopolystoma xenopodis is the source of this 1374-nucleotide messenger RNA. The record is from the annotation of a GenBank genome assembly. Lineage: Eukaryota; Metazoa; Platyhelminthes; Monogenea; Polystomatidea; Polystomatidae.
AUGACUCGGUCUUUCGACCAGCCAGACUGCGCAGACCCUGAUAUUGUGAAUUAUGUCAUCGGCGGUGUCGGCCUCGCCUUCGUCAGCCUCGGCCUGAUCGGAGGCUUUCUAUCAGGCGUCAUUCUGCUUGACCCCGUCCUCCGACUCUUCUGGCCGCACAGACCGCCCUCUCAGCUGUCGCUGAUGCAGCCUGUCCUAACGACCGUCACGGGCUCCAGUCAAGAGGCUCCCGGCUCGACUCCGCUCGCUAUCGCCACCGCCAGCUCGGCCAACCAGUCGGCUGGUUCGACUUCCGGCUCUUCGGCCUUCCGAUCCUCCACUCUGUUGCUCAUGCAAAGCAUGGCACUUGUCGACAUGAUCGGUCUGCUCACCAGUUGCCUACGCUACACGGUAUUGUGUCUGACACGGCGCGUCGACUUACGUCGUCUCAGCGGAGUUGCCGUCUGUCAGAUACACAUAUUUCUCUCUUACAGUUGCCAAGACGCCUCAAUCUGGCUAUUGUGCUACAUUUCGGCAGAACGGUUUUAUCUGAUGCUGCGACCGACAUCGGACUACAGCGCUCGUAAGACCUGGCUGACACCGACACUGAUCGGACUGGCCUGUCUUGCCGUGGCCAGCGUUGGGAAGAACCUCUUCCUUAUCACUCGGCAACCAGACAUCUGUCCGGAAACCUAUCAGUGUUGGGCCUUCUUUAUGAUAGACUUCUUCUUCAAAUUGGUUCUGCCCUUUUGUGUCCUCAUGUUCGCAAACAUCGGGCUUCUCUGUCUGAUCACGCGAAACGUGAAGCCGAGCCAAGUUGGUGCCGCCGAGCUGACGACUGAGCCAGCCUUGGCGGAGGCCGCCGCUUCCGCGUCAACUCCAGCUUCGCUUGGAGUGAAUAGAAGCGUCUCCUUCUGCCUGGACCAGGUUGCCACGAGCGUCCUGGCAAGCGGGCCUGGGCCGAGGUCGGCAGAGGCCAGAGGCAGAGUCAGCAGUCUUCGGUCGGUCAGCGAGCGUGGACGUAGGGCCUCUGGCCAAUUCGGCGUCCCACGACAGGCACUCAUCGCUUCGCGGAUGAUGAUGAUGCUGGGCCUCUUGCAUUUGGUCACCUCACCGCCUGCACUCCUUUUCAAGUUGACCUUUCCACAGUACCAGCAUAUGCUGAGCUCGGCCACUGGCAGUUGCGGCUGGCUCGACUUUGCCUACAACGCGGUGAGUGUCAUCUUCUGGUGCACAUCAAGCAUCAAAUUCUACCUUUAUCUGCUCGCGUCGCCGCGCAUGCGUGCCGACCUCUUGCGCCCGUUGACCCUUCGGGUGGGCAGGAGAAGUGAGUUGACCCAGAAACAGCCAAGUUGGUCUCGCAAGUGGCCGAACUGGCGACGAUUGUGGAGGUGA